Condylura cristata (star-nosed mole) is the source of this 4127-nucleotide messenger RNA. It is a transcript of the gene NPR2, whose product is annotated as natriuretic peptide receptor 2. Lineage: Eukaryota; Metazoa; Chordata; Mammalia; Eulipotyphla; Talpidae. Bases 695 to 3847 code for a protein of 1050 amino acids. The transcript is spliced from 22 exons. Gene Ontology annotation, molecular function: peptide hormone binding; ATP binding; protein kinase activity. Gene Ontology annotation, cellular component: membrane. The record is from RefSeq and is a predicted model, not a curated record. Gene Ontology annotation, biological process: cGMP biosynthetic process; receptor guanylyl cyclase signaling pathway; protein phosphorylation.
GGCCCAGGAGGAGCGGCGCGGCGAGGAGCUGGGACACGGGCGGGGCCGCCGCAGCUCCGGAUGGGACCAGCGCCCUGGGCCCGUUAGUCCCAGCAGGAGCUGGAGGAGAAGCCUUCCCGGGAGACUUACCCCGCUUUCCCCUUCCCUCCGGCCCAGGCCUCGCUUUGCUCCCCGCGCGCCCAUGGUCCGGGUCCUUCCGCAGCACGGCCCCCUCCCACCUUACCCCCUUGGUCCUCCUUUCCGCAGCUUUGUGCCCUCCGAGCCCCUUCAGCUGUGAGGUCCCCCCAGUCCUUUCCUUUGUACCAGCCUGCCCCCCACCCCCACCCCAUCCCAGUCUCGGGUCCCCUUUGCCUUCUUCGCUCUAGACCCAUCAGGCGACUUCACCUCUCACUGUCCAGAUCCCGGUGGCAGCCCCCCUUGGUCCCUCCCUCCCACCGCCCUCCUCGUGGCCCUCAGUCUUUGCCCUAGGUAGGAGGUCCUCGGAGUGGAGGACCCACUCUUGCCCAGUUGCUGGGGCUUCCUCCCACCAAGCCCUGGGGGGCCCACCACUUUGUGUAUCCCAGCCCACCCAGCUUACCUCACUCUCUCCCUCCCCUCUUCCCCAAGUUGCAGGCUGGGUGGUGGUGCUGGUGCCUCCCCUGUAGGCCAGAGCAGCCCCAGGUUCGCGGGGAGGUGGGGUGGCUGCUUUCUCCCCAUGGCACUGCCAUCCCUCCUAUUGUUGGUGGCAGCCCUGGCAGGUGGGGUGCGUCCUCCUGGGGCGCGGAACCUGACGCUGGCGGUGGUGCUGCCAGAACGCAAUCUGAGCUAUGCCUGGGCCUGGCCACGGGUGGGUCCUGCUGUGGCACUGGCUGUGGAGGCGCUGGGCCGGGCACUGCCCGUGGACCUGCGGUUUGUCAGCUCUGAACUAGAUGGCGCCUGCUCUGAGUACCUGGCACCGCUGCGCGCCGUGGACCUCAAGCUGUACCAUGACCCCGACCUUCUGUUGGGCCCCGGUUGCGUGUACCCCGCUGCCUCUGUGGCCCGCUUUGCCUCACACUGGCACCUUCCCCUGCUGACGGCGGGCGCUGUGGCCUCUGGUUUUGCGGCUAAGAAUGAGCAUUAUCGUACCCUGGUGCGCACUGGCCCCUCUGCUCCCAAGCUGGGUGAGUUUGUAGUGAUGUUGCACGGGCACUUCAAUUGGACUGCCCGGGCUGCCUUGCUGUAUCUGGACGCUCGCACAGAUGACCGGCCUCACUACUUCACCAUCGAGGGCGUCUUUGAGGCCCUGCAGGGCAGCAACCUCAGUGUGCACCACCAGGUGUAUGCCCGUGAGCCAGGGGGCCCUGAGCAGGCCACCCACUUCAUCCGGGCCAACGGGCGCAUUGUGUACAUCUGCGGUCCUUUGGAGAUGCUCCAUGAGAUCCUGCUUCAGGCCCAGAGGGAGAACCUGACCAAUGGGGACUAUGUCUUCUUUUACCUGGAUGUCUUUGGGGAGAGUCUCCAUGCAGGCCCCACACGUUCUACAGGCCGGCCCUGGCAGGACAAUCGCACCCGGGAACAGGCCCAGGCCCUCAGAGAGGCUUUCCAGACAGUAUUGGUGAUCACAUACCGAGAACCACCCAAUCCUGAGUAUCAGGAAUUCCAGAAUCGUCUGUUGAUAAGAGCCCGGGAAGAUUUUGGUGUGGAGCUGGCCCCCUCCCUGAUGAACCUCAUUGCUGGCUGCUUCUAUGAUGGGAUCCUGUUAUAUGCUGAAGUCCUGAAUGAGACGAUACAGGAAGGGGGCACUCGGGAAGAUGGACUUCGGAUUGUGGAGAAGAUGCAAGGUCGGAGAUACCACGGUGUAACUGGACUGGUUGUCAUGGACAAGAACAAUGAUCGGGAGACUGAUUUUGUCCUGUGGGCCAUGGGAGACCUGGAUUCAGGGGACUUUCAGCCUGCAGCCCACUACUCAGGAGCCGAGAAGCAGAUUUGGUGGACUGGGCGGCCUAUCCCCUGGGUGAAGGGGGCGCCCCCCUUGGACAAUCCCCCCUGUGCCUUUGACAUGGACGACCCAUCCUGUGAUAAAACUCCUCUUUCAACCCUGGCAAUUGUGGCUCUGGGCACAGGAAUCACUUUCAUCAUGUUUGGUGUUUCCAGCUUCCUCAUUUUCCGUCCUUACAGAAAGCUGAUGCUGGAGAAGGAGCUGGCUAGCAUGUUGUGGCGCAUUCGCUGGGAAGAACUGCAGUUUGGCAACUCUGAGCGAUAUCAUAAAGGUGCAGGCAGCCGUCUCACACUGUCACUGCGGGGAUCCAGUUACGGCUCGCUCAUGACAGCCCAUGGGAAAUACCAGAUCUUUGCCAACACCGGUCACUUCAAGGGUAAUGUCGUUGCCAUCAAACAUGUGAACAAGAAGCGCAUUGAGCUGACCCGGCAGGUUCUGUUUGAGCUCAAACAUAUGAGAGAUGUUCAGUUCAACCAUCUCACUCGCUUCAUUGGUGCCUGUAUUGACCCUCCCAACAUUUGCAUCGUCACUGAGUAUUGCCCUCGUGGGAGUUUACAGGAUAUUCUGGAAAAUGACAGCAUCAACUUGGAUUGGAUGUUUCGUUAUUCGCUCAUUAAUGAUCUUGUGAAGGGCAUGGCCUUUCUCCAUAACAGCAUUAUUGCCUCCCAUGGGAGUCUCAAGUCCUCCAACUGUGUGGUGGAUAGUCGUUUUGUGCUCAAAAUCACAGACUACGGCCUAGCCAGCUUCCGAUCGACUGCUGAACCUGACGACAGCCAUGCUCUCUAUGCCAAGAAGCUGUGGACUGCCCCAGAACUGCUCAGUGGGAACCCCUUGCCAACCGCGGGCAUGCAGAAGGCUGAUGUCUAUAGCUUUGGAAUCAUCUUACAGGAGAUAGCACUGCGCAGUGGUCCUUUCUACUUGGAGGGCCUGGACCUGAGUCCUAAAGAGAUUGUCCAGAAGAUCCGAAAUGGUCAGCGGCCCUAUUUCCGGCCAAGCAUUGACCGGACCCAAUUGAAUGAAGAACUAGUUUUGCUGAUGGAGCGAUGUUGGGCCCAGGACCCAGCUGAGCGACCAGAUUUUGGACAGAUUAAGGGCUUCAUUCGCCGCUUUAAUAAGGAGGGUGGCACCAGCAUAUUGGACAACCUCCUGUUGCGCAUGGAACAGUAUGCCAACAACCUGGAGAAGCUGGUGGAGGAACGCACACAAGCCUAUCUGGAGGAGAAACGCAAGGCUGAAGCUCUACUCUACCAAAUUCUUCCCCAUUCAGUGGCAGAGCAGUUAAAACGGGGAGAGACGGUACAGGCAGAGGCCUUUGACAGUGUGACCAUCUACUUCAGUGACAUCGUUGGCUUCACAGCUUUGUCAGCAGAGAGCACCCCGAUGCAGGUGGUGACACUUCUUAAUGACCUGUACACCUGCUUUGAUGCCAUAAUUGACAACUUUGAUGUCUACAAGGUAGAGACCAUUGGAGAUGCCUAUAUGGUGGUAUCUGGUCUCCCGGGUCGAAAUGGUCAACGCCAUGCUCCAGAAAUUGCUCGUAUGGCCCUAGCAUUGUUGGAUGCAGUUUCGUCCUUCCGCAUCCGCCACAGGCCCCACGACCAGCUGAGGCUACGCAUAGGGGUCCACACAGGGCCCGUCUGUGCUGGGGUUGUUGGCCUGAAGAUGCCCCGCUAUUGUCUUUUUGGAGACACAGUGAACACCGCUUCCCGAAUGGAGUCAAACGGGCAAGCCCUGAAGAUCCAUGUCUCCUCUACCACCAAGGAUGCCCUGGAUGAGCUAGGAUGCUUCCAGUUGGAGCUUCGGGGGGAUGUGGAGAUGAAGGGAAAAGGAAAGAUGCGAACUUAUUGGCUCCUAGGAGAGCGUAAAGGACCUGCUGGACUCCUGUAAGCCCCACUUCUUCCCAAAUCGGACAAUCUCCUGCUGCUGGCAACCUGGGUGGGCAGUGACCACCAUCUCUCCACAUAUCAGAAACGGGCGUCAUUACAUGAGGUGGAAAACCAGUGUGCACAAACACCCUACCUGUAUCAAAGUGUUGCCCUUUGCAGCUCAGUCUUGUACAUAUAUCUGCCCUUCUCUUGCCUGGUCCCUUUCCUCCUGACUUUCUGUAAAUAUCUGUAUCUAAACCAGAAUAUUUUGGCCAAAUACACAACAACAAAAAAAGCCAUGG